Lates calcarifer (barramundi perch) is the source of this 3328-nucleotide messenger RNA. RefSeq names its product SH3 domain containing ring finger 2 (gene sh3rf2). NCBI's taxonomy places the organism in Eukaryota, Metazoa, Chordata, Actinopteri, Centropomidae. Gene Ontology annotation, molecular function: protein binding; ubiquitin protein ligase activity. The coding region runs from base 322 to 2898 and encodes 858 amino acids. Gene Ontology annotation, biological process: protein ubiquitination; positive regulation of JNK cascade; positive regulation of proteasomal ubiquitin-dependent protein catabolic process. The transcript has 11 exons. The record is from RefSeq and is a predicted model, not a curated record.
UAAGGGUUAAACUGAGUCGGACAUGACACUGAAAUACGAUACAGUUCCUAAUGAAUUAGCCUGGCUGUGGCUGAGACCUAGUUUGCCUGCCUGUUUGUUUCAACUCUGAUUUCUACAGGUGACUAUUGAUGUCGUCAUAAAUAUCGGGACGAGUGAAGUUGGUGUCACUGUAAAGGGGGAAAAAAAAAGCUCACGCGCCUGUUCCUGUGUCGUACAGUCCUGUAUUAAGGGCACUGCGUCAUGGCGACGGCGGCGAAAAAGUUACGCAUUUCCUAAUGGGAGUUUAAGGAAAAUCGCUCUGGCUGGCAGCGGAUACAUGUUAUGGUGGAUUACAGUGUUUCAGAUGUACCAGAGGCCCUAGCCUCAAAGAGAAGUGGCCCUUUUAAAAUGGAGGAGCUGGCUCUAAUAGCUUCGCUGGAGUGUCCUCUGUGUUUGGAGCAGCUGGAUGUGUCAGCCAAGGUCCUGCCCUGCCAGCACACUUUCUGUAUGACCUGCCUGCAGAGGCAGGAGACAGCCCACUCCCAGCUGCUCUGUCCAGAGUGUCGUGCCCCUGUCCCAGCCAGGACAGUGGAGGAGCUUCCCACAAACCUCCUGCUAGUGCGGCUCCUGGAGGGGCUCCAGGGUUCCGCGGGGCCCGGCGACAACAGACAGACAGGCCGAUAUGCAGUGCCCUUGGCCAGGGGCAGCUUGACAGUCAGGGAGGGUCGGCAGCAGCAGGAGAAUCAACACAGAGAGACGCAAGGGCACAGUGAGCUUGCUGUCAGAGCUUCGAUGCGAAACCAACGAGGUGAUGCAUCAGGAGAGCCGGUCCUCAUGCCUGGUAACAGUAUCACCCCGAAACACAAAGUAGAUGAGAACUGGCUACAAGGCGAAGCCGGUGACAGCGGCGGUGUGUCUGUCACUGCCAACGCACUGCAGGCCGUCAGCCAGAUGCCCCAGCUGCAGCCCCUCCAGCAGCACCAACCGCCGGCUCUCUGCAGGGCGCUGUGCAACUUUAAUCCAGAAGAAAUGAAUCUGGAAGACAGUAAAUAUUGUCUCAGCUUCCUCAAGGGAGACAUCCUUACUGUCAUCAGACGGGUGGAUGAACACUGGAUUGAAGCCAAGCUUGGGGACAAAGUCGGAAUUUGCCCUCAGCAGUUUACAGAGCCAAACUCAGUGGCUGCCAAACUGCUAGAGGGAAAGAGUCGGAGGGCGAGUGACUCAGCAGAAUUUCACCAUCGGAGUGGGAGCGGGGGCAAAGACAAGGCCACUGACGCAUCCAAUAGGACCACCCAUUACGGAGUCCCUCAAGUCCUGGCUAAGACACCCAUCAUCAAUGCUUUGCCCCUCUCCAGCCAGCGGAAACAGCCCGCAGUCAGCAGCAGCAACUUUCAUCAGACGACCAAAGGAGAGACGACCAACAUCAGCACCAUCAACGGCUUCAACCGUCAGGGUCAGCCACACCGCCUCUCUGUGCCCUCUGCCGCUCAGGGCCGCUCUCACCACUCCAGAGUGAACUCCCAUCGAGUCAAACGCCACUUUGACAGCAAGCACAGACACCUGUUACAGAGUGAGAAAAAGAUGACCAGUGAGACUCCACCCACCAUCUCCAUGGCUCUGGUGAACCCCCAAAUGUCUUCUGCCUCUGCAGAGAGCAAAAACUCCUCCACACAGCAGCUUUCCAUCAGUGUGUGUGCUGUCAUGUACACCUACAAACCACGACGGCCAGAGGAGCUGGAGCUGAGGAAAGGAGAGAUGGUGGGAGUGUACGGAAAGUUCAAAGAAGGCUGGCUGCGUGGGUUAUCGCUCAGAACGGGCAAAGUGGGUAUUUUGCCCAGCAACUACAUCACGCCUGUGCUCAGAACCUCGGCCAGACUCCUGGAGACCAAAGCCGCUAACACGUCCUCACAGUACAACACGGUAGCAGGAAAGAAACCCUCUGCUGCCAAGAAUCCUGCUGUGGUCCUCGCUCUUGACAGGGUGAAUGCUGAUGGAGCAAUAUACUCAACAGGACAUGUCCCAUCUGUGCCAAAUGGAGCACAGCAUGCAAUGUCAUCCACUGGCGCUGGAAAACCGUCCUUCUAUGGGAGUUCACAGGGUUGGGACACUGUGAGGCGUGUAUUUAACCCUCAUAGAGCCUCAAACCAUUUCUCCCAUCCGUCCACUCUGAACGUCCCGUCCAACUCACAGAACUUUGCACAAGUUCAGGCAUCUGGCUAUUCGCCUGCCAUGCAGAGGAAGAAAAACAGCAGCAUCCUGUCCAACUCCGGCCGGCUGCUGGGCUGGAUGACUGAGCCAGCAGCACCCUCUGCUGCUGCAGUCCAGAAAGACAGGGACUUCACCGCUUUACAUGAGGCAGCGUUUCAGCAUGACAGAAACGGGCCUCAGUCGAUUCUAGUCAGACCUGAUUCAUACAAGAACAACACAGACAAGCCUGCAAAGUCAGUGCGGUUCCUCACAGAUGAAGACUCCCCUCCCCCAAGGCCACGGACAUCCUCCUGGUCCUCAGGAAAUCAGGUCCCCUCUAACUCCCGACCGGGUCCCCCUCCGUUAGAAGUUUGGGCCCCAUCGCUCACCCUGGGAAGAGAUGGACCGGGGAUCAUUCUCAAAGAAGGAAAAGCUCCCAUUCUCAGGAAAGGCCUCGAAACAGCCGUCUCAGACCUAAAUUCUAACCCACAAAAACUCAUGUUGUCACAGCCGUCGCUAUCAGCUGUAUCAGCUCAGUUCAGCCCCAGCAGACACAGGGUGACCACAACACAUUUAGCCCAGACGGACUCAGAGCUCAGUCUGCUCCAAGGAGAGCUCGUCCUCGUCCACAGACCUCGACCCGAUGGACGGGUUCUGGUUACUCAGGAGAGCAGUGGGCAGACAGGCUUAUUCCACAGCAGUGUUCUUCAGUCGCUCGAGAGGCUCAGCUGACUGUGUAGUCCCACUGUAGUGGUGUAUAUUUCUAUAUUCAUUGUGUUCAAACUGCCAAAUAACUUGUAAUAAUAAUGACUGACCUGCUGAACAUCAGGGGGUUCAAAGGUCCAAAGGUUAAUACUGCCAAAAUGACAAUUCCAUGAAGGAGGUGUUUUGUGAGUUUGGCUGAGUGCCAUUUUGAGAGUGUGGUUAAAUUCUCCAGAGAUAUAUUUUGCGUGUGUGCAUGUUUGUGACACAUGAACUAUUAUAAAAUUUUGCACAAAAACCCACCUAAUGACUGUUCCUUGUUUAAUACCCAUGUUACACACAUUGGUGAGUGCCUUUGUCAAAACCCACAAAGACAGCAAACUAUAUUUAAAUAUAUUUAGAGAAAUUAUAAUGUAAGAUAUCUGUACGGCUUAUGUGGUAAUAAAUUGUACUUCCAGAA